CUGCCCCGCCGGCAGCGCCGCCUCUGCCCGGCGCGAGAGGGCCGGGAGUUGCCGGCUGCAGGCGCCACCAUGGCUGCCAUAUUGGGGAGGAAGUGAGAACGGGAGGCGGCGGCGGCGGCCAGGAAGGAGCCCUUCCCUUUUCCCUUCUGCUUGAGCGGACGCAGGGCUUCCCGGUCAGCGGCGGCAACGGCGGCUUGCGAGACCUCCCGGAGCGGGCGGUGUAGAGGCAGCGGCAGGUGGCGGCGGAGCUGAGCGCCCCGGAGGCGGCUUUGGCCUAAGAUGGCGGACCCGGCGGAGUGUAACAUCAAAGUGAUGUGUCGCUUCAGGCCCCUCAACGAGUCCGAAGUGACCCGCGGCGACAAGUACAUCGCUAAGUUUCAGGGCGACGACACCGUCGUCAUCGCGUCCAAGCCAUAUAUAUUUGACCGUGUAUUCCAGUCGAACACAUCACAGGAACAAGUAUACAAUGACUGUGCUAAAAAGAUUGUCAAAGAUGUACUCGAGGGAUACAACGGUACAAUAUUUGCUUAUGGGCAAACAUCGUCUGGGAAGACACACACUAUGGAAGGGAAGCUUCAUGACCCAGAUGGAAUGGGUAUUAUUCCAAGAAUAGUGCAAGAUAUUUUUAAUUAUAUUUACUCUAUGGAUGAGAACCUUGAGUUUCAUAUUAAGGUGUCAUAUUUUGAAAUAUACUUGGAUAAAAUAAGGGACCUUUUGGAUGUUUCUAAGACCAAUCUUUCUGUUCAUGAGGACAAAAAUAGAGUUCCCUAUGUAAAGGGUUGCACAGAGCGUUUUGUAUGUAGUCCAGAAGAGGUUAUGGAUACUAUAGAUGAAGGAAAAUCAAACCGACAUGUAGCAGUUACAAAUAUGAAUGAACACAGCUCCCGAAGCCAUAGUAUUUUUCUUAUUAAUGUAAAACAAGAGAAUACUCAAACAGAACAGAAACUAAGUGGAAAACUUUACCUUGUGGACUUGGCAGGUAGUGAAAAGGUUAGUAAAACUGGAGCAGAAGGUGCUGUGCUGGAUGAGGCCAAGAACAUCAACAAGUCUUUGUCUGCUCUUGGAAAUGUCAUCUCAGCAUUGGCUGAAAGCAGUACUUAUGUUCCAUAUCGUGAUAGCAAAAUGACCAGAAUCCUUCAAGAUUCACUAGGGGGUAAUUGCAGAACUACCAUUGUUAUUUGCUGUUCUCCAUCUUCAUACAACGAAUCUGAAACUAAAUCUACUCUUCUCUUCGGCCAAAGAGCAAAGACCAUUAAGAACACAGUCUGUGUCAACGUGGAGCUCACUGCAGAGCAGUGGAAGAAAAAGUAUGAGAAGGAAAAGGAGAAAAACAAGACUCUGCGUAACACCAUUCAGUGGCUAGAAAAUGAACUCAACAGGUGGCGGAAUGGGGAGACUGUACCAGUUGAUGAACAGUUUGACAAGGAGAAGGCCAACUUAGAAGCUUUUGCAGUGGACAAGGAUAUUACUGUUAUUAAUGAUAAACCAGCUACCACAAUUGGAGUAACUGGUAAUUUCACUGAUGCUGAGAGAAGAAAAUGUGAGGAAGAAAUUGCCAAACUAUACAAACAACUGGAUGACAAGGAUGAAGAAAUUAAUCAACAGAGCCAGCUAGUAGAAAAACUGAAAACACAAAUGUUGGAUCAGGAAGAGCUUCUAGCAUCGACCAGACGGGACCAAGACAACCUGCAAGCAGAGCUGAAUCGCCUUCAGGCUGAAAAUGAUGCCUCUAAAGAGGAAGUGAAAGAGGUGCUACAAGCCCUUGAAGAAUUAGCUGUCAAUUAUGAUCAGAAGUCUCAGGAAGUAGAAGAUAAGGCCAAGGAGUAUGAACUGCUUAGUGAUGAACUCAAUCAAAAAUCGGUCACUCUGGCCAGUAUAGAUGCAGAGCUUCAGAAACUUAAAGAAAUGACAAACCAUCAGAAGAAGCGAGCAACAGAGAUGAUGGCUUCCCUACUUAAAGAUCUUGCAGAGAUUGGAAUUGCCGUGGGAAAUAAUGAUGUCAAGCAGCCUGAGGGAACUGGCAUGAUAGAUGAAGAAUUCACAGUUGCAAGACUGUACAUUAGUAAGAUGAAAUCAGAAGUAAAGACAAUGGUGAAGCGUUGCAAACAGUUAGAAGGCACACAAGCUGAGAGCAAUAAGAAGAUGGAAGAAAAUGAAAAGGAGUUGGCUGCCUGCCAGCUCCGUAUCUCACAGCAUGAAGCCAAGAUUAAGUCAUUGACUGAGUAUCUUCAGAAUGUGGAACAGAAAAAGAGACAACUGGAGGAGUCCGUGGAUUCCCUUAAUGAAGAAUUAGUUCAGCUACGAGCACAGGAAAAAGUCCAUGAGAUGGAAAAAGAGCACUUGAACAAGGUUCAAACUGCAAAUGAAGUCAAGCAAGCUGUGGAACAACAGAUUCAGAGCCAUCGUGAGACGCAUCAGAAACAAAUCAGUAGCCUAAGAGAUGAAGUCGAUGCGAAGGAGAAGCUUAUCACUGAACUUCAAGACCAAAACCAGAAGAUGAUGCUUGAACAGGAACGUCUUAGAGUUGAGCAUGAGAAAUUGAAAGCAACUGAUCAAGAGAAAAGUAGAAAACUGCACGAGCUGACGGUUAUGCAGGACAGACGGGAACAAGCAAGACAAGAUUUAAAGGGUUUGGAAGAGACUGUGGCAAAAGAGCUUCAGACUCUUCACAAUCUUCGCAAGCUGUUUGUUCAAGAUCUGGCUACUAGAGUGAAAAAGAGUGCCGAGAUUGACUCUGAUGACACAGGAGGCAGUGCUGCACAAAAACAAAAGAUUUCCUUCCUUGAGAAUAAUCUUGAACAACUUACAAAGGUUCACAAGCAGCUGGUACGGGAUAACGCCGAUCUUCGCUGUGAACUUCCUAAACUAGAGAAGCGACUUAGAGCUACAGCUGAGAGAGUUAAAGCUUUGGAGUCUGCUCUGAAGGAAGCUAAAGAGAAUGCUUCUCGUGAUCGCAAGCGGUAUCAGCAAGAGGUAGAUCGCAUAAAGGAAGCUGUAAGAUCUAAGAACAUGGCCAGAAGAGGACAUUCUGCACAAAUUGCUAAGCCUAUCCGUCCUGGCCAGCACCCAGCAGCUUCUCCAACUCAUCCAAGUGCAAUUCGCGGCGGAGGCGCGUUCACUCAAAACAGCCAGCCAGUUGCUGUGCGCGGAGGUGGAGGACGGCAAGACAAAGUUUGCUGAAAAGUAAACGCAGCGUGAAGAGGAUUGGAUAUCAUGUAGAGAGAGUCAUUCCAUGACAAUAAUCUCUCCCUUUGGGGAACUGUAGGAUUAUUUUUUUGAAAAUGUAUAAAUUAUACCUGGCCUGUACAGCUCUUUCCCCUUCCACAAAUUCUGCUAACUGAUUCCCCCAAAAAACCCCACAAACAACCAACAAAACUAGAGUGCAAUUUUGGCGUCUCAAAAAAUGACACUUCCUUAAAGUGUAGCUCUGCUCAUUACACAGUUUGUCUUUCAUGUCUUAAAUUUAGUCUGCACUGUGCCAAGCUGAAUGUACCUGGAAAAAAAUCUUAGUUCCAACUUUCUAGCUUAAUUUGUGUACAUCUUACUGUCUUAGGGAAUGUGCAACAGUGUUUUAAGUACACUUUCAUUUUGAUCACUUCACCUAACACUACAUGUCCCACGGAAUUAGAAUGGCACUCUACGUUACAGUUUCCUUUGGAAUGCUGCAUAGAGCACUGAAACUAAAUUUCUUUGUACAGUGUAAGAUUACUGAAGUGUGCUUAUGGCAGCUGCCGUGAGGCACUGCGACAGCUACACCACAGAGCUGAAGAGUUCGAUCUGAACAAGGCUGUGUAACUGUUAUCUGAUUAAAUGCCCCUUUAUCGGGCAGGGUAGAAUUAAAUAUUGUACAGUAAUAAGAGUAAACCUAAGUUUACAAAAAAAAAAAAGAAGAAAAAAGACAAAAAAAAAAAAAAUAGACUUUGGCAGUGGAUGAUCCCAUCUGUCCUGUUCCUGAUUUUUACACACAGUACAGUCUGGUGGAGUGAAAACAUUCUGCUUCAUUCUGAUGAGCCUGUCUAUCCAUUUGUCUGUAGCUGUGACGGUUCACUUUUUGCUGUUUUAUAAUAGUGGAACGAGUGCAACCUCGAAUUUAACUUGAUAUUCCCCAACAUCUACAGAACUGGAAUUGUUGGCUAAAAUUGUAAUUUUUCAAUU
This is a messenger RNA of Dryobates pubescens (Downy woodpecker), 4155 nucleotides long. It is a transcript of the gene KIF5B, whose product is annotated as kinesin family member 5B. Bases 280 to 3180 code for a protein of 966 amino acids. NCBI's taxonomy places the organism in Eukaryota, Metazoa, Chordata, Aves, Piciformes, Picidae. The transcript has 26 exons. Gene Ontology annotation, biological process: microtubule-based movement. Gene Ontology annotation, molecular function: ATP binding; microtubule motor activity; microtubule binding. The record is from RefSeq and is a predicted model, not a curated record.